CGGCUGCGUAUCAACUUUAGGAUUCUUUCACUUCUGUUCGAUCGAAAUUUCAUCCUUUUGCUCUACUUGAUCUGCUUCCGGUUCAAGUGCUAAGUCCGAUAAGUCCUGAUCCUGUCUAUUAUUGAGUUCGAGUGACCGUGCAUCUGGCUGCAAUCUUGCUUUGAGUUAUUUUUAUUUUAUAUCAUUUGGAAUAUUCCAGACAUGUCUGACGAUAAGGGCGAAACCUUUGCAUUCCAAGCUGAGAUUGCUCAGCUUAUGAGCUUGAUCAUUAACACAUUCUACAGCAACAAAGAGAUUUUCCUGCGAGAAUUGAUCUCUAAUUCAUCUGAUGCAUUGGAUAAGAUCCGUUAUCAGGCUCUUACUGAGCCAGGAGAGCUCGAUACUGGUAAGGAGCUUUACAUCAAGAUUAUCCCAAACAAGGAAGAUAAGACGCUGACCAUCAUUGACACCGGUAUCGGUAUGACCAAGGCGGACCUUGUGAACAAUCUGGGUACCAUCGCCAAGUCUGGAACGAAGGCGUUCAUGGAGGCUCUCCAGGCUGGAGCAGACAUUUCUAUGAUUGGGCAGUUCGGUGUUGGUUUCUACUCAGCUUUCCUCGUUGCUGAUCGUGUUGUUGUUACUUCUAAAAACAAUGACGAUGACUGCUAUCAGUGGGAGUCCAGCGCAGGCGGUUCCUUCAUUGUUAGGCCUGUAAAUGAUCCUGAGCUCACACGUGGUACCAAGAUCACCAUGCACAUCAAAGAAGACCAGACUGAAGUUUUGGAAGAGCGUCGAAUUAAGGAGAUUGUCAAGAAACACUCCCAAUUCAUUGGCUAUCCCAUUAAACUUGUGGUCGAGAAAGAACGUGAGAAGGAAGUGGAGGACGACGAAGCCGAAGAAGGCAAGGAAGAGGCAAAGGAGGGAGAAGUCGAAAAUGUUGGUGAGGAUGAGGAUGCAGACAAGAAGAAGAAGAAAACGAAGAAGAUCAAGGAGAAGUACCACGAAGAUGAGGAACUGAACAAGACCAAACCUAUCUGGACUCGAAACCCCGAUGAUAUCUCAAACGAGGAGUACGCAGAGUUCUACAAGAGUCUUUCAAACGACUGGGAAGAUCAUUUGGCCGUCAAGCAUUUCUCCGUUGAAGGUCAACUAGAGUUCAGGGCGCUUCUUUUCGUUCCCCAGCGCGCUCCAUUCGAUUUGUUUGAGAAUAAGAAGAACAAGAAUUCAAUCAAAUUGUAUGUACGACGUGUAUUCAUCAUGGAGAACUGUGAGGAGCUUAUGCCAGAAUACCUGAACUUCAUUAAGGGAGUAGUAGACUCGGAAGAUCUUCCACUGAACAUUUCUCGUGAAAUGCUCCAACAAAGCAAGAUUCUGAAAGUUAUCCGCAAGAAUCUUGUGAAGAAAUGUCUCGAACUUUUCGAGGAAAUCGCUGAGGACAAAGAUAACUUCAAGAAAUUCUACGAACAGUUUGGAAAGAAUAUCAAGCUCGGUAUCCAUGAGGAUUCUACCAAUCGCAAGAAGAUGGCUGACUUCCUCCGUUAUUAUUCGUCAUCUUCCACUGAUGAAAUGACCUCUCUGAAGGAUUACGUCUCACGAAUGAAGGAUAACCAGACUCAGAUCUACUACAUCACUGGAGAGUCAAAGGAUGCUGUAGCUAACUCUGCAUUCGUUGAGCGCGUCCGCAACCGAGGAUUCGAAGUCUUGUACAUGGUAGAUCCUAUCGACGAAUACUGCGUGCAGCAGCUGAAAGAAUACGACGGCAAGAAGUUGGUGUCCGUCACUAAAGAAGGUUUGGAACUACCAGAGAGUGAGGAUGAGAAGAAGAAAUUCGAAGAGGAUAAGGUGAAGUUUGAGAACCUCUGCAAGGUGAUCAAGGAUAUUCUGGAGAAGAAGGUAGAGAAGGUUGUUGUCUCAAACCGACUCGUCCACUCACCUUGCUGUAUUGUAACCUCCGAGUACGGAUGGUCAGCUAACAUGGAGCGUAUUAUGAAAGCCCAAGCUCUGCGAGACUCAUCCACGAUGGGCUACAUGGCAGCCAAGAAGCAUCUCGAGAUCAAUCCCGACCAUGCUAUCAUGAAGACUCUUCGUGAACGAGUUGAGGUCGACAAGAACGAUAAGACCGUAAAGGAUUUGGUCAUCUUGUUGUUCGAGACCGCCCUUCUGUCUUCUGGCUUCUCCCUCGAAGAGCCGCAAUCGCAUGCUUCCCGAAUCUACAGGAUGAUCAAGUUGGGUCUCGACAUUGGAGACGAAGAAGAUGAAGAUAUGCCCGCUGCGUCCUGUGCUGCUGAAGUUCCUAAAGUAGCUGGUGCUGAGGAAGAUGCGUCCCGAAUGGAGGAGGUCGAUUAAGUAUAUUUAAUGCAUGCAACUGGUUACUCUGUGUGAUCUCCG
Molecule: messenger RNA, 2367 nt
Organism: Cylicocyclus nassatus
Lineage: Eukaryota; Metazoa; Nematoda; Chromadorea; Rhabditida; Strongylidae
Source: the annotation of a GenBank genome assembly